AUGGAGCGUCUGUCCGGGUUAGAGGAGUGCCUGCAGCACAACAAGGCCAGCCUCGAAAGCCCAUCUACGCUUCUCAACGAUGCUGGAACUGAAUCCGACCCUCGGACAACGACGGCGCCCAUAGAGGCUCACGGGAAAUCGUUGCCUGCGCCCAUCGAUACGGAGAAGCCAAAGCGAACUAUGGAUAUUGCUCCUCCUAAUGUCUCGGCCUUGCGCAAUCAAUCGAUCAUUCUAGACACCGCGAGGACGAAGCUCGAUCCUGUAUUCAUGGAGAAAUUAUGA
This is a messenger RNA of Aspergillus pseudoviridinutans, 282 nucleotides long. RefSeq lists its product as uncharacterized. The transcript has a single exon. Lineage: Eukaryota; Fungi; Ascomycota; Eurotiomycetes; Eurotiales; Aspergillaceae. The record is from RefSeq and is a predicted model, not a curated record. The coding region runs from base 1 to 282 and encodes 93 amino acids.